GAAGAAGAGUGAGAGAUGGCUUAUGUUGCUUUAACUUCUCUAAAGACAACAAUUGAGCUUCACUUUCUGCUGCAACCCAUCCCGAGAGUUUCUCUUCAUCAUCUUCAUCAUGUUCAAACACCACCCAUCAUCAAAUCUUUCCAUGAAAACCUUUCCUUUUUGGAGGCCUUUCUGGAAAUGAAAUCCAGUGCCGGUGGUGCUGCAAUCAAAUAUUUUGGAACCCUAAUAAGAGACUUCGCACUCAAAGUUGAAGAUGACAUCGAAAUACAGCUAAGCAACUUUGUUGUGGCCAAAGCCAAAGAAGACGCAAUGCAUAAAGAAGCAGCUUCCCAACAACUCUAUCAAAUAUUGCAACAAGCACAAGAAAAGACUGCAGAUGUGGUGGAGAUUAUCAACAGCGGAAAGAGACAGAAUGAUGAUUUAACUUAUCUCAAGAGAAUAAUAGAUCAUCAUCAUAUGAAGUCUAUACAAUCCAACGCGAGGAGAGUGGGUUAUGAUCAAAUUCAAACCCUAUUCAAAUCUCUCAUUCAAAGUCUUUCUUUUUUGCGAGGAUUUCUUUAUACAUCCAAACUUCGUGCUGCAAUCACCAGAGAUUUGGAAACCAAAAUAAGAGAUUUAGUUGUAGAUGACAUCGAGAUACAACUCAGCAGUUUUCUUCUGGCCAAAGACACAGUACACGAUGAAGAAGCUUUCCAAGAACUGUGUCAAACCUUGCAACAAGCAGAAGAGAAGAGGAUACUAGAGCUGGUGGAGAUCAUCAACAAAGAAAAGGAGAGACAGAAGACUUGGGAAUGUUGUGAUGAUUUAACUAAUAUCUUGACAAGAUUAAUGAAUGAUAAUUAUCUUAGGUCGUCGUCUUUGACCACACCCAGCUCAUGGGUGCCUCACUACGUUGAAACACCACUACAAUCUGUCCGUGAAAAUGUCUUUCCUUUGCAAGAAUUUGUACUGAAAUCCAAGUUUGGUGGAUCCGGAGCUGAAAUCCUCCAAAUCAGACACUUUGUACUCAAAGCUAAAGAAGACAUCGAAAAACAAUUUCGAAACUUUUGUGUGGCCAAAGAAGAGCAAAGCCUGCAAAAAGCUUGGGAACAAUUCAUUCAAACCUUGCAUCAAGUAAGAGAAAAUGCAGCACAGCUGUUGAGCACUCUCCACAACACAAGAAGCAAUGAUCCAAAGCUUGAGGAGGGCAGAAUAAUGGUGGGUCUUCAAAAUGACGUUAGUAUCAUAAAGAAUCAACUCUUCAGUCGCUUUCAUGGUGUCAAAGUAAUCCCAAUUAUUGGGAUGCCAGGCAUAGGGAAGACUACUUUAGCAAGAAAAAUCUUGGAAGAUCAAUCAAUUGCAUUGCAUUUCCAGGUACGAGGAUGGGUUACAGUCACUCAAAAUUACAAUGAGACCAAAGUGCUACGCGACCUUCUCCAGUCAAUUUCACCAAAUGAAAUUAUAAAGGAAGCCCCUCUUCGGGAGGAGGUUCGUGAAUGCUUGAAGGAAAAGAAGUAUCUAAUUGUUUUGGAUGACAUAUGGAGCACUCAACAUUGGGUUCAAUUAGAAGACUUAUUUUGCAAUUCUGCAGUGAAUGGAAGUUGCAUAGUGAAUGGAAGCUGCAUAUUGCUGACCACUAGAUUCUAUGGAGUGGCUGACUAUGCUUGCACAAUCAAAGGUACAUAUCAUCAUGUUAUGAAUUUACUAGAUCCAAAUGAAAGUUGGGAUCUAUUCUGCACUAUCUUUCCUCUUCAAAGGUAUAGGGCACUAAGUUUUAGAAAAUUCAGGAGUGACUUGUUCCAUGUUGUGGAAAUAUGUGAAGGAUUGCCACUGUCAAUUGUUGUAGUUGCAAAGCGCUUAUCUGAAUGCAAAGACAACAUACAACAUGAAUUGAAAAAGAUUGAAAAGGAAAUAGAAUUGUUGGGAAUUCUAGAUUAUAGUGCACUCGUUCUUAUGUACAAUCAGUUGCCAGAAUAUUUGAAAGGUUGUUUUCUAUAUCUUGGAGUCUUUCCAAAGCGCAGUGAAAUUCAAGUUAAAACACUUCUUAGGUUAUGGAUUGCUGAAUGAUUU
This is a messenger RNA of Ipomoea nil (Japanese morning glory), 2049 nucleotides long. Its product is annotated as disease resistance RPP8-like protein 3. Gene Ontology annotation, molecular function: ADP binding. The transcript is spliced from 3 exons. Gene Ontology annotation, biological process: defense response to other organism. Lineage: Eukaryota; Viridiplantae; Streptophyta; Magnoliopsida; Solanales; Convolvulaceae. The coding region runs from base 16 to 2046 and encodes 676 amino acids. The record is from RefSeq and is a predicted model, not a curated record.